This is a messenger RNA of Closterium sp. NIES-65, 729 nucleotides long. The record is from the annotation of a GenBank genome assembly. Lineage: Eukaryota; Viridiplantae; Streptophyta; Zygnematophyceae; Desmidiales; Closteriaceae.
AUGCCACCCCUUCACCUUCUCACUGCUCACUCCCAUUCCGCCUUUUUUUCCUUCCCCUCCCCCACUCUCCACCCCUCUUCCUCCCCGCGCCCCCCUUUUCCCCCGUUCUCCUCUCUCCCUUGUAACCCCAUUCCGUCAAUCUAUUCGCGAAUACGUCUUACUCGAACUCAAGACGUCGCUGCUUUGCUGCUGCGCGCGUUGCGGCGGUCGAACGAGGUGACGCUGCUGGCGCCGUCGCCCGACGCGGCGAAGGCGGAGCUUCCCGACGGCUCGCCAUUGGUGAAGAGCAAGAAGGCGAUGCGCCGCCUCCUGCGCUACUGCCUCGUAUUGGGCCGUCUCGUCUCCUACACCAACCUCGUCGAAGAUCCCGCGGGGACUAAGUAUCCGACAAUACGAUCCGGCCGGCGACUCGCCACCGCCGGCGGAAACGGGCAGCGCGGGCGCGGCGUCUACUCCGCCGGCUCCCCCGCCGCCCGCGCUCACGGGCAUGACGCCCCGCACACCAUGAGUACGCCUUCUUUCCGCUUCCGCCAUUCACUCCCUGUCUCCCCCAUUUCCCUCCCUUCCCUUCCUCCCCCCCCCCCUCCUCCCCCCCACUUCCUCCCCACCCUCUCCCCCUCCCCUCCCUUGGCCUCCCCCCAACACUCCGCGCACUCUUCUCGUUCCCCACUCAUCAACCUUUCUGCCGUCGUCGUGUCUCGAUCGUGGUCGUAUUGCACUCUGAAGUAG